AAACAACUGAAAACGAACCUCGAAUGCCAUAAACAUUCUUCUUUUCUCGUCCCCAUUUAUAGCAGCCACAAUGGCAGAAUUCACACUGCAAGAACACCUCCUCGCCCUCUCAGAUCCACCGCUGUACCAAAUUUCCGCAGAACUCGACAUCCCUUCUCUCCGAACAUCCUCCAUCGAUUCCUCCCUUUCCUCCGCCAUUGAAGAAAUCGCAGGUGAUCCGGAAUCCAUCGUGAACUCCUCCCCAUCGACGUUCGACGUCUUCCGCUCCAUCCUCAAGCAUGCAGACCAACCAAACGUUGAUUCUGGCAUACUCACCAAAUUGCUGGAUGUGAUUGUCUCAGGGCUGAGUUAUCACUCGAGCACGGUGAUGGCGAUUGUCAAUGGACAAGGGUUUGGUGCUGAAGCCGAUAUGGAUGCGCCAAUGGUACAUAAGCAGCCGCUUGAAAUGUGGGCGUUUCUGCUGCAGUGGUUUGUCAAUGCCGCAGAGCGCGGGGCGGGAAAGACGAACGAUGAACCGAGACAGGCAAUGACUGGGAGAGGUAAAAAGAAGACUACCAAAACCGCAGGUGGAGCUGGGAUAUCAACAUCAUUCGUAUUUUCAGAUCACCUCCCCCUAGUGCUCGGUACGAUGCACAAAACUCUCCGAAUACCAACUUCACGAUUAUGGCGUACCUCUUCCGAAAGAGAAGCCUUCAUCUCGUGCUUUGUCAAACCCGCAUACCAACUCGCCGAGACAGAGGCAUACCUCAAAAUUUCCGAGAUCCGCCUGGGCAUAUUCAAAGUCAUCUGUCUCGCUGUCAAAUUCCAUCAACAUGCUUUUGGGGCCCAAACAUCGAUUAUGCAGAAUUUGACGUAUUUCGAACAUCUCUCGGAACCGAUGGCGGAGCUGCUGGCGAUUUUGGAAAAAGAAUUUGAUUUUUCGCAGUUGGGAGAAGAAGUUCUCAGGGAUGUAGCGGGAAAGAGCUUUGCGCAUAAUGAUGCGAAAGGUCCGAGGAGUUUUUCGAGGUUUCUCGUUAGGCUGACAGAGUUGAGUCCAAGGAUGGUGCAGAAGCAGAUGCCAUUGCUGCUCGCACAUCUCGAUAGCGACGCGCACCCUAUGCGAAUGGCUAUUGUAGAGAUCAUCGGUAUCCUCAUCAAAGACAUUUCAUCAUCUGAUGAAGGUGACGAAGAGCAAAAGACGAAGCAGAUCCAGAGGUUCUUUGAGUUGUUGAUGGAGAGAUUUUUGGAUCUGAACUCUUGGGUGAGAUGUAAAGUCCUGACAACAUUGAUCAAGCUCUGCGACCUACCCGCCAAAUUUCCUAAACAGCGUCAUCAAAUUACCGAACUUACCAUUCGCACACUUGAAGAUAAGACAUCGUCUGCUCGUCGAUAUGCUAUCCAACUGCUGUGUAAACUACUGGAGACUCAUCCAUUCGGUGCACUUCAUGGCGGGACGUUGAAUUUGCAAGAGUGGCAAGAGAGGUACGAAAAGGUGGCAGAGGAGUUGAAAAAGGUGGAUGCGCAAGAAUUGGAAAUGGCGAAACGGGAAGUGGGGGUUGAGGAUGAUGAUGAGGAAGGUGAAGAUGAUGAAGAGCAGAAAGAGGAUGAAGAAGGGACUAAAUUCAACAAAGAAAAAGAAGACGGGGAUAAAGAGGAAGACGACGAGGCUCAAAACGAAUCCACCCCAAAACCCAAGAAGAAGAAACCUCGUCAAUCCCAACUCGACCUAUCCGCCAUCCAAUCUGAACAAGCCUCCAUCGAUCCCAACCUCAUCACCAAAUUGCGUCUUACCAAGAAAUACUAUGGCGAUGCUCUCCGAUUCAUCAACCAACUGGAAUCUGCCAUCCCAACCUUGUGCCAAUUACUCGUCUCCACCACGAAAACAGAAGUCCUUGAAUCCAUGCGGUUCUUUAGGGUUGCGUACGAGUAUGAUAUCGCCUCGGCCGAACAGGGAAUCAAGACGAUGUUGCAUUUGAUUUGGACAAAGGAUAAUAACGCGACGGCUGGGGAGGAAGGGGAAGGAAAAGGGAUUCGGGGCAGUGUGAUUGAGUGCUAUAGGAGUUUAUAUUUCGAUGUGGUGCCGGAUCUAUCGCCAAAGCAGCAGGUGAAUAGGAUCACAAAGAAUAUGAUUGAACGGACGUAUGGUGCUACGUUGGCAGAGUUGACAAGUCUGGAAGAGUUGAUGCGCACGAUGAUGGGAGAGAAUAUGGUGCAUACCGAUGUUGUCAACAAGCUCUGGCAAGUUUACAGUACGGAACAAGAAAUCCCCAAGGCGCAGAGGCAAGGGGCAAUCAUCAUUCUCGGGAUGUUGGCCCUGGCCAAGAAAGAGGUGGUAACCGAGAAGGUGGACAAACUAUUGAAGAUUGGUUUAGGACCACUUGGAAUGCAAGAUUUGGUGCUGGCGAAGUAUACUUGUAUCGCUCUUCAACGUCUUAGCGGGUCUGCGAAGAAAGUCAAAGGCUCCCUCCAAGACAAAACAAUGCGUUUACCAAUGGACAAUCCUAUCUUCACCAAACUCCAAGAUAUCAUCGAGUUUUCUCCCAAAUCCCCCCAAUGGUUCUCCAUGGCUGAACAGGCUGUUAACACCAUUUACCUAUUGGGUGAACAGCCGGAUAGACUUUGUACGAAGAUCAUAAAAGACUUGACAGCCAAGGUGUUUGAAGCGCCUGAAAAGGAAAUGGAGGUCGAGAAGGAAAAGGAGAGGGAGGAAGAAAAAAAUGGAGAACUGGAGAAUGGAAAACUGGACAAUGGAAAACAAGAGAUCACUGAAAAUGGUGAUGUCUCCGUGAGAGCAGAUAGCGAGCCGGAAACUGUGGAUGAUGGUGAAACCUCUCAAACCCAAUCCCAACUCGCCCCUACCAAUGAAGAGGUUGCGCUUUUGAAAGCACAAGCCAGUAGCUUUAGGAUUGCUCAGAUGGUUUUCAUUGUUGGUCAUGUGGCUUUGAAACAUAUCGUUUAUCUUGAGCUUGUGGAGAGGGAGUUCAAGAGGAGGAAGGAUGAGAAAGCAAAAGAGAAAGCGGCAGCAAAGGCUGCUGAGAAGGACCAGAACGAUCUCGACGCUGUAGCAGGUAAUGCCGAGGAUGACAUCGGUGAUCUCAUAUCCACCAUGAAAGAGAAGGAACUGCUGUAUGGCGACAAGAGCUUAUUGGCCGUGUAUGGAGAUUUAAUCGCGCAUAUCUGUGCCAGUCCAAAGAAAUACAAAUAUCCUUCACUCCGAGAAGCAGCAACGCUGAGUUUAUCAAAGCUCAUGUGCGUCUCGUCCCAGUUUUGUGAACAACACUUGCCGUUAUUGUUCAAGAUUCUCGAGACGAGCAAAGACCCUGUCGUAAGGAGUAAUAUCGUGAUCGCUUUGGGCGAUAUCGCAGUCUGCUUUGGUAACUUGAUUGACGACAACUCCGAACGUCUCUAUCAAGGCCUCGCAGAUACCGACCUUGUCGUCAAGAAGAACACCCUCAUGGUUCUCACCCAUCUUAUCUUGAACGGUAUGAUCAAGGUCAAAGGUCAACUGGGUGAAAUGGCCAAAUGUUUGGAGGAUCCCGAUCAACGGAUCUCGGACCUCGCGAAACUGUUCUUCACAGAGCUGUCGACAAAGGACAAUGCGCUGUAUAACAACUUGCAGGAUGUUAUCAGUCAUCUGAGUAUUGGAGCACAUGCCGUUGAUGAGGGGACUUUCGAAAGGACAAUGCGAUUCAUUUUCACCUUCAUUGAAAAGGAAAAGCAGGCAGAAUCAAUUGUGGAGAAGCUAUGCCAACGAUUCAGACAGGCGACAGAGGAGCGACAAUGGAGAGACAUCUCCUACUGUCUUUCACUCUUACCAUUCAAGUCUGAGAGAUCCGUCAAAAAGCUCAUCGAGGGUCUGCCAUUCUAUCAGGAUAAACUCCAUGAAGAGACAGUGUUUAGACGGUUCACUGAGAUCUUGGCCAAGGCUCGAGCGAACAAGGCUUCCAACAAGCCUGAAACUGAAUUGCAAGAGUUCGAACGGAUCCUCAACGAGCAUCAAGCAAAGGGUCUUGAAGAUCAAGCCCUCGAAGCGGACGUAUUACGCAAGGCUAAAGCUGCGAAACGCCGUGCCGCUAAACGGCCUCCUGCGGCGACAGCGAGAACGACCCGGAGAAAGCAAGUCAUUGAGGAGGAUGUUGAGGAAGAUGAGGAAGAGACACCAACUGUCGAUGAGGAGGAGGCUGAAGAAGAAGAGGCAUUUGCACCACGGAAGAAGGUGACCGCAAGAAAGGCGCCACCAAGGAGAGGAGGAAGAAGGAAGAAAGUUGUGGAAAGUGAGGAUGAGGAUGAAGAGGAUGAAGAUGAGGAUGAUGAGUAGGUUCGGUAAUAGUCGUGAACGAUUAUAUUCUUCCAUAUAUAUGGGUGUUGUAGGAUGCAUUAUGAUUUUUUGG
Cryptococcus deneoformans JEC21 is the source of this 4370-nucleotide messenger RNA. Its product is annotated as mitotic chromosome condensation-related protein, putative. Gene Ontology annotation, cellular component: condensed chromosome, centromeric region; nucleus. Lineage: Eukaryota; Fungi; Basidiomycota; Tremellomycetes; Tremellales; Cryptococcaceae. Gene Ontology annotation, molecular function: histone binding. The record is from RefSeq and is a predicted model, not a curated record. The coding region runs from base 71 to 4297 and encodes 1408 amino acids. Gene Ontology annotation, biological process: mitotic cell cycle; mitotic chromosome condensation; meiotic chromosome condensation. The transcript is spliced from 13 exons.